AUGUUAGAUGAACUAUAUAAAGCAGAACGUGGAGAGUUGGAAAAGAAACUUCAAGCAAAAGAUGAAGUCAUUGAAUCCAAAGACAAAAGCAUACAGAAAAGAAUACCGCGUUCAGUACCAAAAGGAAAGGAAAAGAGUUAUAAGUAUAUGAUAUAUACUGAAAAGUUGGAGAAAGAAGAAGAUAAAGAUAUGGUUAUGUUACAUUUAGUCAGAAGAAACAACAAGAGCUUUUAUGACUUAGCUAAGAUAUAUAAAUCUGACAGAAAGUGGUUCUAUCGUGAAAACUUACCGAUUUCAAUGACACCGAAUGAACAAAUAAAGGAAAUUGUCAAAAAUACUCUUCCUCAAACACACUAUGACAUCAAAGGUUGCACAAUACUUACAUUCAAAGAAGACUUAACAUUACUGAAGGAAAAAAUAACAGAAUAUUUCAAUAACUUCAAAGAGGAAGAAUAA
Molecule: messenger RNA, 456 nt
Organism: Trichomonas vaginalis G3
Lineage: Eukaryota; Parabasalia; Trichomonadida; Trichomonadidae
Exons: 1
Coding region: 1-456 (151 amino acids)
Source: RefSeq, a predicted model, not a curated record